AUGGCCGUCAGAGACCAGGGGACGAGGCGACCUGGCACGCAGUUCCAGCCUACAGACAACCGACCAUGGUGGAGGGUAUCCCACCUCCGGAAACUCAACCUUUUAAUCAUGGGCAUGCUGCUCUUUUCAAGCACAGUCGGCUAUGACACCUCCCUUAUGAAUGGCCUUCAAUCCCUCAACGAAUGGCAAAGAUUCAUGGGCCACCCGACAGGCGCCUGGCUUGGAUUCGUCAGUGCCGUUCAAUCCCUAGGCUCCAUGCUCGGACUUCCCUCGCAAGCCUGGGCGGCGAAUAAAUUCGGACGCAAGCCGUGCAUCUUCGUUGGGUAUAUCUUGAUCAUUCUUGGGGUGGGCAUCCAGACUGGCGCCCGCAAUCCUGCCAUGUUCAUCGCCUCGCGUUUCAUCGUGGGCUGGUCGGGGGCCUGGUUCCAAGCUGCUGCUAUCAUCGUUACUGAGCUGGCAUAUCCCACACAUCGGUCGAAGUUAUCGGCCAUGUACCAAUGCCAGUACUACAUUGGAUCUACCCUAGCGGCAUGGGUGGUUUUCGGAACACGCAAUAUGUUGUCUUCCUGGUCGUGGAGAAUCCCUGUCCUGCUGCAGAUCGGGUUCCCCGUUUUCGCUCUCCCCAUGGCAUGGUGGUGUCCUGAGUCACCGCGUUGGCUCAUUGAUAACAACCAACUAGAAAAGGCUCGAGAUAUUCUAGCAAAAUACCACGCCGGAGGAGACAUGACCGCCGAAGUAGUUCAGUUCCAGCUCGACGAGAUUUCCGCCUCCAUCGCAGCUGAAAAAGAAGCCACCAUUUCGUCUCGCUGGAUCGACAUGCUCAAGACCAGCGGCAAUCGACACCGAUUCAUCAUCAGCGUGACGCUUGGUAUCUUCUCGCAGUGGAACGGAGUCGGCAUCGUCUCCUAUUACCUCACGCUCAUCCUCCGCACCAUCGGCAUCACAUCCGUAACCCAACAAACGCUCAUCAACGGCUUCCUCCAAGUCUGGAAUCUGAUAAUGGCCGUCUUCGGCUCCCUCCUCGUCGACUACGCCGGGCGUCGAAAGCUCUUCAUCCUCUCCACCUGCAUCAUGCUCGUCAGCUACAUAAUCAUCACCGGGCUAUCCGGCAGCUUCGCCUCAAGCCCGAUCCCCGCCGUCGGAACCAGCGUGAUCCCCUUCUUAUUCAUCUACUACGGCGGAUACGACAUCGCGUUCACGCCUCUCAUUGUCUCCUACCCCGCUGAGAUCUGGACAUACUCGUUCCGCGCGAAGGGCCUGGCGCUGACGACCAUGAGCACGUAUCUGGCGCUGCUGUUUAAUCAGUUUGUGAAUCCGAUUGCGCUGGAGGCGAUUGCGUGGAAGUACUAUAUUGUGUAUAUUGUGUUGUUAGUGGGGAUCUUGGUCACGGUGGUUUAUGUUUAUCCCGAGACGAGGGGGUAUUCGUUGGAGGAGAUGGCGGUGGUGUUUGAUGGGGAUGGUGCGGUGCUUGGGGAGCGGAAGGGCGACGGUGGGGACGUGGAUGAGAAAGUCAAGCAAGGGGCGGAGCAUGUAGAGAAGGUGUCGAGGGAUUGA
This is a messenger RNA of Aspergillus steynii IBT 23096, 1554 nucleotides long. RefSeq names its product general substrate transporter. Gene Ontology annotation, molecular function: carbohydrate:proton symporter activity. Gene Ontology annotation, cellular component: membrane. The transcript has 3 exons. The coding region runs from base 1 to 1554 and encodes 517 amino acids. Gene Ontology annotation, biological process: carbohydrate transport; transmembrane transport. The record is from RefSeq and is a predicted model, not a curated record. NCBI's taxonomy places the organism in Eukaryota, Fungi, Ascomycota, Eurotiomycetes, Eurotiales, Aspergillaceae.